Rhododendron vialii is the source of this 753-nucleotide messenger RNA. RefSeq lists its product as uncharacterized. Bases 1 to 753 code for a protein of 250 amino acids. The record is from RefSeq and is a predicted model, not a curated record. The transcript is spliced from 4 exons. NCBI's taxonomy places the organism in Eukaryota, Viridiplantae, Streptophyta, Magnoliopsida, Ericales, Ericaceae.
AUGGAUUCUGAAAACAAGAUUUCUGUUACCACCACUGAUAUCAACAAACCUUUUCGCUUUGAGGGCUGCACUUUAAACGUUGGAAGCAAAAGAUCUUAUGAUUACUAUUCCACCUUUGAUACUGCUAAAGAACUUUGGGAUGCCCUCCAGAAAAAGUAUGAUACUGAAGAGGCUGGGACUAAGAAAUAUGUUGUUAGUCGCUACUUGAAGUUUUCUAUGAUUGAUGAAAAAUCCGUGAUUUCCCAGGCACACGAUUUACAGAAAAUUGCACAUGAAAUUCUUACUGAGGGCAUGUCUAUUUGCGAACAAUUUCAGGUUGCUAUUCUUAUUGAUAAACUGCCUCCUAGUUGGAAAGACUUUAAAAAGGAUCUUCGUCAUAAGUCAAAAGAUUUUUUAAUGGAAAACUUGAUUGUUCGGCUCCGAAUUGAGGAGGAGGCUCGGAAACAGGAUCAGAAGGAUAAGGAUCUCUUUGUUGCAAACAAAAAGAACCACAGUUCGGCUGUGCUCAAGCCGAAAGGAGGAAUUACGAAGCCAAAUCAGAACCAGAAUCGGAACGGAAAACCAAAUCAGAACAAGAAGUUAAUGGAGGAUGAUAUACUCCGUGAGGACGGCAGAAUAAUUGCUGAACAGCCAAAGGCACCUGCUAAAAAGGUGGAGAAGCCAGAACCCAAGACUUACAGAGAUAGAAAGGAAUACGGGCAGAAUAAGAAGGAGUCAUACAAAGAAAAGACUGAGAAGUGCGAAAAACCUUAA